CACUAUUAAAAGGCGGGAGAGUGGGUAUAUCAGCAUCAGCCGGCCAAAAUUUGCAGUUUAGUUUUUCUCCCAGCAUAUUUGUUUUAGUCGUUUUUAAAAGUUUCUUUCGCGCCCGAGUUAGUCCGCCUAGUAUAGUUUUAACACGAUGUCUGCUCCGCAAGCACAGCUGGACUUUUUCUCGACGGCGGGAAGUAUGCUUGAAUGGCAUGACAAUCUGGACAGAAAUAAGCCGGGUCUGCUGGAGUUGACCGGCGUUAGCCAACAUGGACGAGCCACGAUGAGUGGUCUCAAUGACUACGAUUACCAGAGCCUGUCGUUUCUCAAAUCGGACGAAACACAUAACCUACAACAACUGCGAACGGUGACCAAAUCGUCUAUUCCCAACGAGAUUCUGGAGCACUUCAAGCACAUCAAAUGCCACUGCACCAUGGGCCUGUUUCCGGAGAUUGGCCGUGCCUGGCUGACCAUCGACUCGGAGAUCUAUAUAUGGACCUUCAACCAGACGCGCGAUGUGGCCUACUACGACGGCCUGAGCCACUUGAUCGUUAGCGUUGGCCUGGUGAAACCCAAAGCCGGCGUUUUUGUGCAGGAUGUGAAGUACCUUCUGCUGCUCACCACGCCCAUCGAGGUCAUCGUCCUGGGCGUUACCUUCGACGAGAGUUCGCACAACGAAAUGCAGCUGAUGAACAGACCGAUUUUCGUAAUCGGCACCGACAACGUGUCCAUCAGCGUCAUCAAGGGCACGGACGAUGGACGCAUUUUCCUGGGCGGUCGCGAUGGCUGCCUCUACGAGGUGUUCUACCAGGCGGAGUCCAGUUGGUUCGGCAAGCGCUGCAAGAAGAUAAAUCUCUCCCAGGGACUGGUCUCCUACAUUGUUCCCAGCUUCCUAAAAGUGUUUUCGGAAGUUGAUCCAAUCGAACGCAUAGAGAUCGACAACAGCCGCAAACUACUCUACGUUUUAACGGAGCGCGGUUCCAUCGAAGCCUGGGACAUCAGUACGGAUUACACGAACGCACGAAGGCUGGGACGAAUCACCCAGAACGAUAUUACAAACCAAGCAGUUAGUCUGAUCACAACUGUGGACCCAUCUAUUUUCAAAAGUGUCAAGGCCAUCUGCCCUUUGAACGCCGACGAUGCCGGUAAACUGCAUCUUGUGGCCGUGACGCAGUGCGGUGUACGGCUUUAUUUCUCCACCACAUCGCUAAAUGUACAGCAGCAAUUCGGUCCAACGGCGGCUUGUACGCAGGCAGAGAGCACAGGAUUUGGUCAGUCGGCAACGCAGUCAUCACUCUCCGGUGGAGUCGACGCACCGAAGGGACUCUAUCUGCUGCAUGUGCGCCUGCCGCCCGGCUACACACCGAAUGCCACCACCAACAAGCCUAAGCAAGUGCAUGCCGCCCACUACACGGAGGGCACCAUGCUGAUGAUCACCACGCAACAGCAGGAGCAGGAUCUGCUCUGGUCGGUCAGCUCGGCGCCGUCGGUUAACUUCACCUACCUGGUGGAGUCGACGGCGCUGGAGAGCCUGGAUGGAGUGGUUUGGAGCAUGGCCGAGGUGCAUGAGCCGUCGUCGCCGCUCCUGAAGUCACCGCUGAACAGUGCCCGGCACUCGCGCAAGGUGGCACUGCUUACCAACCAGGGCACACACAUCAUAGAGCUCCUGAAGAUGGUCGACGUCCUGCGACAAAUCCUGCUGUCGUGCAAUGGUCCGCACCACGAGGAGGUGAAGAUGUUCUUCCAGUCGCAGAAUCAGCGCGAGGCGUGUGUCACCGCCCUUUUGCUGGCCACCUCGGAUAAGUAUCGGGGCGGGGACAUUGCGUUGUGGGCCACUCAGGCCUUUAUGCUGUACGGCGGUGAGCCCUGCUUCCAGCAUCCAAAGUUCCUGAAUGCCAGUAAUCGCAACGUGGCGAAUCAAACACUCGGUCCGAAUGCGGCGACCGGAAGGGAGCGUCUACCCAUGUUUAUGUCCACGCCAAUGCCGAAUAGUGCGGCCAACAGUCCGGUGUCUUAUGCUGGAGCGCACUUCAAUCAGCCCAUCAGUCCAAUUGGAAAUAUGCAACCUUCGCAGGCGGUCAGUAACGAGAACUCGUCGAUUGUGUUUUCGGCCAAACACGACGGACUAUACUUGUAUGUCUCCCGCAUGUUGCGUUCCAUUUGGCAACUGCGCUGUGUAAACGAGCACUUCUGCUCCAAUCUGAGCUAUAGCGAUUGUGCCCAUUUGCAAGCCGACCUGCGAUCCUUGCGCAGUUUUCUGGAAGUCCAUUCUGUGCAUGACAUUUCCUCCUCUACUCGAGUGUCGUUUGACCCACAUUUGGAUAGAACCAAUUCCUACAGCACGAUUAUGAUGAACAACACUAUGCUGCCGAUUCCUGAGCAAAGAAUUUUGACCGAACAGGCUCAAGUUGAGGAAAAACGUUCACUUUCUGCUCUUAACCUCUUUGUCAAACACGCCUGUGAGGUUGUAUCACUUUGGAGCAUUCUAAACGCGCACUCCUUUCAACUCAUUUGCUUGCAACUCAGUCCCGAACAUCAGAAGAUGUUGAAGUGCUGCACCUUCCGUGAUUUACUUCUCACACGUUCUGAGGUCUGCGCAUUCCUGAUCAUCUCACUGAUUAAUCUGUACCUCAAGGACAAGGCCGGUGUGUCCGAGGUGUCCAUGAACUUGCGUGAGAACUGCCCGAAUCUCUACAGGCAUGAAGAUGACGUGACCUACAAGGCCACCGAGUUGUUGAUGAAUGCCAAGAAUUGCACAUCCGCCGCCGAAAAGGAGCAGAAGCUGCGAACCACUCUGCAGAUGUGCAAGGAAGCUGCUCCAACUCUGCCACUGCAUAGUAUUUGCCAACAGUUCAUUUCCGCUGACUUCUUCGAGGGCGUCAUCGAGCUGUCGGCCGUGUGCGCAUCAAAGAGCGACCCCGAAGAGGUAGGCGUCCACUUCUACAACAACGGGGAACCAGCUGAAGACCGCGAGGGUUACACUUGCUUCGCCACAAGAAUGAACUACUACAAGGAAGUGCAACUUAUGCUGGACCAUAUCUACCAGAUUGCAUGCAACAAGUCGCACAUUAAGGACCAAACGCAAUCGCCACAACUGAAAAAUGGUGCCAAAGCCUCCGAUGCGAAAAAUGCAGCCAAACAAACGAUCCCCAAAAUUGUGGCACAGACGCUGCGGGUGAAGGAUCCUUUGAUCCAUGUGACCCUCUACGAAUGGUUGCUGUCGCACGACAUGCUUAGCGAGCUUUUGGACGUGGUCGAGCCAUCGCUGGGCGAGUUCCUGCGACGCAGUGUGUCGCGCAACGGGGAGAACGUGGUGCUGAUCGAUUUGCUGUGGAAGUAUUACGAGAAGAAUGGUCAUCAUUCCCAGGCGGCCCAGAUAUUGGACAACUUGGCUAUGACACGCAGUGAAAACAUAACACUGGAACAACGCAUCGAGUACUUGGUGCGCGCUGUUAUGUGCAUGCGAAAUGGCAAUGUUGGCUCCUCAAUUACCAAUGGGAUAUUCCUGAAAGAACUGGAGGACAAGCUGGAUAUUGCGCGAGUUCAAAAGACCGUGCUGGUUGCUAUGACGGAGCUGGCUCGCAGUAAGCUGGAGGCCGCCACGGCUGUGAAGGAGUUAAACUAUGCCCUGUACGAUAUCACACAGCUUUACCAGCACUUUGCGGAGCCCUUCGACCUCUGGGAGUGCCAGCUGUCCAUACUGAACUGCUCGCAUCACAACGACCCCCUGCUGAUUGAGUCGGUCUGGGGCAACAUUAUCAACAGCGUGGUGGAUGAGCCGGGCUCAACUCACGAACGCAGCACUAGGUUGUUCACGAAGAUCGAACUUCUGGUGAGGGAGUACGGCGAAUCGGGAGCCUGCUUUCCCUUUGCUUUUCUCAUACGAGAACUGGAGAUCAAAGCCUGCCAACUGCGACUGCCCGAGGGAAUAGUGCCGGAGAAACUGGUGACCAUGAAUCUGGACGUUGAACUGCUCCUGGAAUACUACUCGAGAAUGAUUUCAAUGAACGAACGUAUUUGGGCAAAUGAAGGCAACGAGUGGCAUUUGAUCCAAUCCGCCAUUCGAGUGGUCUCCCUCCUGGCAGACAACGCACAAUCCAUUUGGUACCGCUCAAAAAGACGAAUUAUUGGCAAGGCUCAAGACAUAGUAGCCGGCUGUUUAAAUAUUUGCUACCAAAAGCCCGACACCAACCGACUUCAGCAUUCGCUCAAGGAACUUCAAAGCAGACUGCAGCGGUUAUUGGUUUAAACUUUAAAGCCUCCCUUUGCGGAUUAAAAUAAUAAUUUUAAUUGAUUUUGAAAAUGCUGGACUAGACGUUAAGUUUGACUGAGAUAUAUUUUGUAUUUGUAAUAAAAGUGUUAAAUAAAUUGAUUUCCCCACA
This is a messenger RNA of Drosophila elegans, 4376 nucleotides long. It is a transcript of the gene Nup154, whose product is annotated as nuclear pore complex protein Nup154. NCBI's taxonomy places the organism in Eukaryota, Metazoa, Arthropoda, Insecta, Diptera, Drosophilidae. Gene Ontology annotation, cellular component: nuclear pore; nuclear pore inner ring. Gene Ontology annotation, biological process: protein localization to nuclear inner membrane; transcription-dependent tethering of RNA polymerase II gene DNA at nuclear periphery; protein import into nucleus. The coding region runs from base 146 to 4243 and encodes 1365 amino acids. The transcript has 12 exons. The record is from RefSeq and is a predicted model, not a curated record. Gene Ontology annotation, molecular function: structural constituent of nuclear pore.